Aspergillus udagawae is the source of this 798-nucleotide messenger RNA. RefSeq names its product SRR1 family protein. Lineage: Eukaryota; Fungi; Ascomycota; Eurotiomycetes; Eurotiales; Aspergillaceae. Bases 1 to 798 code for a protein of 265 amino acids. The transcript is spliced from 2 exons. The record is from RefSeq and is a predicted model, not a curated record.
AUGCCGCACACACGACGUCCCAGGAAAACCGAUUCCAAACUCCAGCAGCAGAAACGCCUGCAAGUCACCGACGCGGACGGCUGGACGCACGUCACCACCAACAAAAACGUGCGACGGGCGCUGCGCCCCAACCAGAGCGCCAACGGAGAGUCGUCAACCCCGUCGCUGAUCCCAGCCGAAGCCCCAUCGCAAUUGACACUAGAUGACCUUCAAACCCAGUUCAAUGGGUACCGCGAGAGAUGGGAGGGAUCGGAGACAUGGCGCGUGAUGGCGGAUACACUCCGGAGGAGGUUCGAAGGGACCAGUUCAAUCGCUGAUCCGGAUGCCCGCGCGACUCCACUGGAGAACAUCGUCUGCAUUGGCCUUGGAAGCCCGAGCGGGUUUCUGCGAGGGGGGUGGGUAGAUCGCCGGAGUGUGUCGCUGUAUCAGCUCGCUGCGUUGGUGUGCGUAACGGAGUCGAUCAAGAAAUAUUGUCCCUCGAUCACCGCCUACGCCCAAGAUCCUGUCUUCAACCAGCUCGACCGGUCGCUUCUCAAUUUGCUCGGGAUCAGUGUUCUCGAUCACCCCGAGGGGUUUGCGAAGGUCUCCGAUCGGUCAUUCCUGUACUGUCCCGGUGCGGAACGGACGCAUCUUGAGCAAUUGCUCUCAUCUAAUCCGCCGUUGCUCUUCGGGGGUCCCCUGGAGGGGAUCGAGUCCGAGAUUGUGGGUCGGUAUCUCGGCACCAGGGAGUCAGUGCGAAUCCCUACCUUUGGAAGCAAUGAGCAUGCGUUUUGGAAUAUGCGAUUGUACCUUUUGUAG